GUUGGAUCCACGCAAAACGUGAAUAGUUAGACGCUAAUAAGGACUGCAGCGCGCGUCUCGCGUGUUUACUAAUGCUGAGCAGACAGGACAACUGAGAAAUAUAGCGAUGGUGAACCAAGAAGAGCAAAACGAGGUAAUGGCGGCGCAAACAUGUACGCGGAAGAGAUCUUGAAGAUCAGUCGACACCUGUUCGCGACCAAGUACUGGUUCGGUCGCAUAUCUGGUGCCAACAAACGUCGGUAUAUCCUGGCUCUCAUGGAAGACAUGAGGAGCGCCUGGGCGUUGUCUCUGAUACUCAAGUCUAUAUGGAACUGUCGCCCGAAGGAUGCUGUGCUUUCCGUUUGCGAGAAACACGUGUUGAGUCAAUAUGACCAGGUGCCAAUAGACCAUAACCGGACCGCCCAGCCAGUAAAGACCCUCGGUCAGGUGAUGACCAAUGAUCGCAAGUGGUUCCAUUCUUUAGAACCUGAACCUCAGGCCAUGGUUUUCCUGGAGUUGCUGACGAUGGCGGGUGGUCCUGUGAUAUGGGAGGUGCUUCGCCGAGGGCAGCAUAUAUUCGAGAGACAUAGAGAGGUGCAGCUGCGGAAUCUACUUGAGUGCAUCGUCGUGGAGCCUCAGGACAAGAACGUGAAAAAAGAUGCGCCAACGGCACAACCAAGCAAGUUUUCCUCGACCUCCGUGACAGCGCAGUCGCCGUCACAGGUGCAGGCGCAUAAAAAUUUGGAAACCAGCUUAGCAGCUUGGAACGCGAUUAUCAAGACAAUCCGGGACAGCCAGAAGCUUGAAGAGCUGGAGAUGACGUUCACUGAUGGCACAACAUGCAAGAUUUGGAAGGUCAACCGCCCCCGGCCUGAGGGCAUCGAGACUGUUGACUUUGUUCAGUUAUUGCCUUCGAACGUCGGGAAGAAGAUCCUGUCGUUCCUACCUCGGGAACAACUCCAGGAUUAUGCCAAAGUGAACCGCUACUGGGCCUUCCUAGUUGAAGAACUGCGCGCUGAUUGGAUGACCAGGGCCAAGCUCAACAGCGAUUUGCAGAAGUUGCAGGACGUGAUGCUGAAACACGACACGAGCCUGGAAGUGCUAGCGCCUCCAGACAUGAUGGUGAUGACGGCAGGUUCGACAGGGGUCAGCCUGUCACCGUCCAGCCGCGGUCGGCAGCUGCCCAGUCUUCGCGCCAGUGAGCGAUCGGCUGGUGGCGUCUCCUUCCGGCACUUCGUUGUUGAAAACCUCAAGCCUUCUCAUAAGCUUAAACCGAAGCCCCUGAAGAAGCUAGCCGACCUGGAUGAUAGGCUGGAGAUCCGUGGAGCAGCCGACGAGAACAUCUGGCGCUGGUGUGACAACGUGCUCAAGUAUACCAAGGGUGAACGACAUCCAAAGGCGACGAAGACUGAAGAGGGCGUGAUGGAUUUUGGCGAAGCCCACUUCCCCUGCCCUAUGAUGAAGCACAGCAUUCAGUUGCCAUUGGCCCGACCACUGUAUCAUGACCCCGCGCAAAGUAACUACCACAGCCUCCUUCGUCGGAACGUGUUUACUUACGAGGCAAUGGCCAACAUGCCGAUGGAGCCCAACAAACGCUUUAGUCUGUGGAGUCGUGACUUCUCAAGUCUUUACAGGGUCUUCAAGGUGGCUUCGUAUGAGUCUCCUAUUUGAAAUGUUAUUGGUUUUCAUUUUUUGAUUGAUAUUUUCUAA
Molecule: messenger RNA, 1689 nt
Organism: Pectinophora gossypiella (pink bollworm)
Lineage: Eukaryota; Metazoa; Arthropoda; Insecta; Lepidoptera; Gelechiidae
Exons: 11
Coding region: 151-1650 (499 amino acids)
Molecular function (GO): protein binding
Source: RefSeq, a predicted model, not a curated record